Messenger RNA from Acanthosepion pharaonis, 3057 nucleotides. Lineage: Eukaryota; Metazoa; Mollusca; Cephalopoda; Sepiida; Sepiidae. The record is from the annotation of a GenBank genome assembly.
AUGCUUAAAGAAAUCCCCAAAGGAUCUACAUUCACCCUCCGACUUAUAGAACCUCUCAAGUCUGGAUUUUCCCAUAUAGGACCUCCUGGGUCAAGCAAAAAGUCUGGAGGCAUUGGAACUGGUAAACAGACACUUCGAUUACGUUCCAAAGGACCUGCUACAGUGGAAUCAGUUCCAGAUGCUGUGGUUAAUAUAGCAAUAGACAAAAUCAAUUGUUUACUGGAGUCCUACAUGGGUAUCAAUGAUACAGAACUGGCUCAAAACAUCUGGGAAAUUGGUAACAAGAAGGAUAAUCCUCAUGAUUUUGCAACGGCUGUUGAUGAGUCAGAACUAGAAGCCUUUGUUGAUCUAAUAUGCAUUUUGUGUUGUAUCCAUGAGAAGAUUUUUUAUUUGAACAUUCAAUACGACGUCAAAAAAAGUUUUAAUCGAUAUCUACCCAUGUUUAAAGGCAACAUUGGAACGCGGACUGGCCGAAAUGUGCUUGAAGGCAAAGAAAUUCACUGUGACUCGGCUGGAUUUGAUAACUUUGAUGACUACCUCACUGAUUCAGCUUCCAGUUCACCAGAGAAAAGUAUUGAUACUGUGCGUCAAAAUGCAAUUAAGUCAUUUUUAAAUGCAGAAAAAACGGUGCAGGAUGGAGAAUCUCCUCUUUCAAAACUACCAUCCAAGAAAAGAUUAUCCUUCAAAGCUGAUGCGACAUCAGAUUCUGAUUCUUCUAGCAUCACUUCCUUUCAACCACGAAAUCGGCUUAUCAGUAAGCGUGGCAUGCAGUCUUUUCCUGGAGAAGAUGAAGAAGAAGAGAAAAAGAGUUUGGAGCGAUUCAGCCCUCUUGUUGUUCCAUUCAAAAAAUCGCCCUCCCUAGGCAACAAAGUUUAUCUCCCACAUUCCCAUUCAGAAACAAAGUAUACAAAAAGAAUUAGUAAACGAGGAAUGAAGUCUUUUCCUGAUGAUGAUAUUGAUGAUGACUUGCAAGUUUAUGAAAUUGUCAACAGCCCUGAUUACCUCAAUGUAGAACCAAUAAUAAUGGAAAAGAUGGUUGAAGAUGAACAGCAAAAUCUUUCACCAAAUGGAGGCAAAGAAAAUGAAGAAAACCUUAGCAAGAUCCAGAAUUAUGAAAAUACCAAACAGUCGCAUCAAAAGUCAUAUAGUCAUGUAUCAUCGCCCACUAUAAAAGUGAACACCAAACCUGGAGAGAAAACAGCAAAAAGCAUGCCGCCCAAGAACUGGUAUAUAUGGGAGGAUAAUAGUCUCACUGAUCGAGCCAAAAUAAUAAUCACUCCUUAUGGUGUACAUGAAGAUACAGUCAAUGAGAAGCAUUGUGAUAGCAUUUCAGAGGCUGAAGUCCCAUCAGUAGUUGAAGAAGAAUUAUCAGAGGUUGACGUAGUGGUGACCGAUGAGGUGAUAUCAAUUGAUGAAAAGUCACUACCAAAGUCUGAAGAUUCAUCAAAGAAUGAAGUAUCAAGUGAUGUGACAACAUCAACAGAUGAAGAGCGGCAAAAACUCAAGAGAAAAAAAAGAGUAGCAGUACGAAAACUUCGAGUAUCGCCUCGCAGACAGAGGACAUCUCUGAGAACAAAGUCAACCUCACCUAAAAAGAAAGCGUUACCAGCGAAAAGAAGUCUGGGAUCAAUGGGUACAAGAUCUGCACCAUCUGAAGAGAAGAGAAAGAGUACAACCUCAUCAACAAAGAACAAACAAGCUCUCCCUAUGAGCAAGAAGAAUGUGUCACUAUCUCAAAAAAAGAAAAGUUCUUCAAAUCUUAGAAAGAGAAAUGUUUCUUCUUCACAGGAAAAUAAACCUGUUGAAACAAGGAAGCGUAAAAGGGCUGCAAGCAGUAGUCCCAAAAAUAAAAUUCCUGCUAAAAAAGCCAAAAUAAAUGAACUAACCACCAGGACAUCAAAUCAUUGGACCAGAUCAUCUACUUUAAAAGUUAAAAAAGAAAGUAUAUCACCUGCUAAAAAACAGAAAAAAAUGAUUUCUCAAAAGCCAGAUAAAGUGGAUACCAGUUCAGUACCAAAGAUGCCACUUCAAAAGCAUGAGAAAAAACGUUCUUCCACUACUUUAGUAACUCUUCCAAGAAAGAGGCGGACAAGUGGACCCCUUUCCUCAGAAGAUUCUCUAGUGAUUUGUAACAAAGAGAAACGAAAAAGUGGACGCCUUUGUGAAGAAGAUUCUUUAGUGGCAUUUAGUCAAGGGUACUCCAAAAGGAUUUCUGCUGAAAAGUCCAAAAGUCCUGCCAAAACAAAUCAUGUAACAAAAGAUCUCAAUGUGUCUAACUUGAACUCUCAUGAAGGACCACCUGAUUGGCUAUGCCAAGUCUGCAAUGGCCUCAUUCCCCAAUGUUUAAUGACUUGUAUUUUCUGUGGCUUCCGAAGACAGAGUCAUGAAGAAGAUCCCAAUGAGUCUGACAAUGACUCUCAAGAAGGAACAACCGACUGGCAGUGUCAAGGCUGUGAAGGCCUCAUUCCUGUAUCCUUAAAGGCUUGCAUUUUUUGUGGUUUAUGUAAACAAGAGAGUUCUCAAGGUUCAGAAACUCAAAUGUCUCAACACAGAAACAGUCCAAGCUCAUUUUAUCGAAAACUUUUCAAACAAUUAAGAGGAAAAAAUACAAAGCAUUCCCCCCAAAACUCAAAGAAAGGUCAGAAAGCACUAUCUGAGCCAGUAGAGGCAACAUCCAAAUAUGAAUCUCCAGCUUUACAAAAGACAUCUUUAAGAUCAAUGAAAAACCAAAGUUCUUUUUCUUUGAAAAGCAACUACACAUUUAAUUCUUAUACAGACAUCAAAGUAGAUCACAAAAUUUCCUAUUGUGUCUGUUCUCAAAGUGACACAGCCGUGAUUGGAAUGAUGAAACUCCAAAGAGGUGGAUAUCGGAAUCCAAAUCAGUCUCUUAAAGAGAUGUUUUUCACAGUUCUGGAAGGCCAAGUUAGAGUACAGAUUGAUAGUGAAAAACAACAAUUGAGUAUUCAUGACACAUUUGUAGUGGCUAAAAAUGGAGAAUACAGUAUAGAAAAUACCAGUGCUAAAACAGCUUGUCUUAUCUUCACAAUCAUCAAAUAG